AAAGUGGGAUAACGAAAAGCAGAGAUAUAAGCGGUCGGGCGGUGACGGCGUUUCAGCAGACAUAGUGGCGGACUACGAGGAGCUGAGCACCCUAUCGCAGGACCUCUUCGCGGAGUACGAAAACAGUACCGAGCUAGCAUGUUAUCUGCAGGCGCACCUGGAUGCACAAGCCGAGAUUCGAUUCGAUGGAUGUCCGAUCAAUUUUGACAGCAUCCUGUGCUGGCCAAAGACGGCGAGCAAUUCCUGGGCAGUGCUUCCAUGCUUCAAAGAGUUCAAAGGUGUCGCUUAUGAUUCACGGCAAAAUGCCACCCGCUACUGUCAUCCGGACGGUAAGUGGGACAACUACAGCCACUAUACGGCCUGCCAUCACAUGACCGAACCACCGCCGGACAUAGUCGAGGUCACAUCGAUCAUCUACUACUCCGGGUACAUUGUUAGCCUAGUUGCGUUAAGUCUCGCUGUGAUAGUUUUCGUCUACUUCAAGGAUUUACGUUGCUUACGCAAUACGAUUCACGCAAAUCUGUUCAUCACCUACAUCCUGUCCGCCCUGAUGUGGAUUAUCAUUCUGACGUUGCAGCUCUCCGGUAGCCAGAGCGGCAUCACCAGUUGCGUAAUUCUUGUCACCCUGCUGCACUACUUCACGCUAACCAACUUCUUCUGGAUGCUGGUCGAAGGGCUCUACCUUUACAUGCUGGUUGUGGAAACGUUUUCUGGUGAUAAUUUGCGAUUUAAUAUGUAUGCAGCUAUUGGCUGGGGAGGUCCCGGAGUGUUUGUGGUUCUGUGGGUCAUUGCCAAGGGCAUCACAAUUUCCGGACUGAAUCAAACGGCCACGCUGGAAAUCGACUGUUCCUGGAUGAGGGAAUCGUCCGUAGACUGGAUCUUCCAAGGACCCGUUUGUGCGGUGCUCAUCAUCAAUCUUGUGUUUCUCAUUCGAAUUAUGUGGGUGCUAAUAACCAAACUCCGUUCGGCCAACACAGUCGAAACCCGCCAGUACCGGAAGGCAUCGAAAGCACUGCUGGUACUGAUCCCGCUGCUCGGCAUCACCUACCUGGUGGUCCUGGCCGCACCGUCCGAGGGUGUCGUGAGUGACAUUUUCGCCGUCGCUCGAGCACUGCUACUGAGCACGCAGGGCUUCUCGGUGUCGCUGUUCUACUGCUUCCUAAACUCCGAGGUCCGGCUUGCCCUCCGGCACCGGCUCGAGCGAUGGCGAGACGAGCGGAACAUCCGGCUAGGUCAGGUCCGGCAGCGAAGUCGCCGAUUCACCAACUCCGGCCUGUCAAAGGAAUGCUCGCCUCGUUCUAGAACUGAAAGUUUCCGGCCACUAACCUACAGCAAGCGGGAGAGCUGCGCGUCUUCGGCAACUACGACCACCCUGCUCGGACCACCGGUGGGGUCGCACGGUACCUAUCCGAGCUCGAUGCGAGGCUCCAAUGGCGCUCUGCAUCUGCAUGCGAUGGCACCGAGGGCCAUCAGUCCACUGAUGCAGGGUCUGGACGAGAACUCCGUCUAAGCGUGAAUCGGCACCGUCAUCGUUCGGGAACUUUCUUUUCUGGCUCUAGCCUUCAAUACUGGUUGUCUUCAUUAUGCUGGCUACACUCAACGAAUCUCUUCCAUUUGUUAUCGUAAAAUCAAUGUCUAUGCUUCACGCUGUAAGUUAACUUUGCCAUGGGAAGUAACAAAUGCGAAUACGGAAGUCUGUAAUAUAGAAUAACCUGAUGUGUAUGGAGUCUCUUGUUGGAUCAUCGUACCGAGCUGUGUGCAUGCAUAACUAGGAAAAAUUGUAUUUUCGAGGAAAUAGGCAAAAACUUUUUUAAAUUGUUAUAACUUUGUUAUUCUACUUAUUCAGAGCCUAACUAGUCUAAGGUUGAAGUGAUGAGCGCUUUUGAUCGAAUUCUGCCGUGGAUAAUUCAUAUUUCAAGAGAUAGAUUUUCGUAAAAGGGUGUUUUACUAUUUAUAGGUGAUUUUUGAAAGUCUAACGGACAUAUAUGUAACUAGCCCACCUUGAGAAGGUGUGAGACGGCGAAUACUUAGUAAAUGUGAAAUAAAUUUCAAAUACAUUUCUUGGCGGAUAGUCAUUUUCAAGGUAUGUACAUCAAUAACCAAGAACAAACAUGGAAGCAGUAAAUAAUUCCUCUAUCUUUAUCAAUGUUGAUGUCAGGCAAAUAUAUACAAUCUGUAACAGAUACACGAACACAUUCUUUACAAGUUAUUUUUUCAAUGAUAUUAAUAAACUGUCAACUAA
Messenger RNA from Armigeres subalbatus, 2242 nucleotides. It is a transcript of the gene Dh44-R1, whose product is annotated as diuretic hormone receptor. Gene Ontology annotation, cellular component: plasma membrane. Gene Ontology annotation, biological process: adenylate cyclase-modulating G protein-coupled receptor signaling pathway; cell surface receptor signaling pathway. The record is from RefSeq and is a predicted model, not a curated record. Gene Ontology annotation, molecular function: peptide hormone binding; G protein-coupled peptide receptor activity; diuretic hormone receptor activity. Bases 371 to 1510 code for a protein of 379 amino acids. The transcript is spliced from 13 exons. Lineage: Eukaryota; Metazoa; Arthropoda; Insecta; Diptera; Culicidae.